AUACUUUAAUAAAAAGUUAAAAAAUUUAUAAAAUUUAAUAUAAAAAAAACCAAGCAAAAAGUUUGCAGUAAAACCAAAAUUAAAUCAAAUUCAGCUAUCAAGGAUUUCGAAUUGACCAAUAUUUUAUAUACAAUUUUAUUGUUUGAAAGCGGCAAAACAGUUCCUUCCUCUCUUCCUCCUACCCCUGCUACCAAUAAAACCAAAACAAAAAUACAUAAACAUGUUGUCUUCAAAUAAAAAACCACCGAGAUUACCCAGGUUUCUCAGCCUAAACAUAUGCUCCCUAACACUAGCACUCUUCCUCUUUGUAACAUCCAGCCAAGCUGCCGUCCAUUCUGUUCUCACCUAUAAAAAUGCCUCAACACUAUUGGGCCAGUUGGUUACAUCCAGUACCCUGGUAUGGGAAACGUAUGAACUUAAAAAUCCCAAACAAUUACAGUAUGCCGUCGAGGGCGGUAAAUACAUUACCGAAGAUGAACACUAUCCUAUCUAUGUGUGCAGGGUGAAUAUCGAUGGUGUGGGCACCAUUGGUCAUACGGAGAAAAUCCAACAGUCACAUGAGUGCAAAGCAGCCCAUUACAAGAAUAUGAGAUAUAAGGUUUUUGAUGUCUUGAUUAAUAAGGGUCAUUUGGGCAAGGUGUCCUGGAAGCAUUGGCGUAAAUUUAAUGUGGGCGUGCCUGUGGGAGCCAUACGCAUUGGCGAGGAUGCUUAUAUAGGCAGACAUAAGGCACCACAAACGGAGAAUAAUGCUGCUGAGGGGGGCCAGCAGCAGGGAGCUGAUUUCAAUUUGGGCCGUUUGGAUCCAGUGGGUUUGGGUAAAAUUAAGGUGAUGGAAUCGAAUAUUGAAAAGGAUUAUGAUGAGGGUGAGCUGUUGGUGGAGACUGAGCCUUUCCGUUAUGAGUUGAAAGAUAUCAAAUUGGAUCAGAUACGUUUGGAUAUAAGAGAAAAUAUUACGGAAUUGGCUUUUGGUGUCUUGGCUAAUAAUGGCGAUAAAUACAGUGUGGUGGAGACGGCUUUAACUUAUGGCUUUGAUCAUGUGCAAUACUGGGGCUCUCAUGAGGGUGUUGCUCGAGGCUUGCCUACCAAAGUCUUUGAAAAUGAUGCUUCCAAACCGGCUGAAAUCAAUUGGGCUCUCAAACAUAGUGAAAAACGUUUUGAAACAAAGUCAGUGAAUACUAAACUAUGGCCAGGCACUGCUAUUAAUGUUACACUCAAGGGUAAUUAUGUGACUUUGGAUGCUCCCUACAGUGCGAAACUGUAUGCCUUCUAUGCGGGCAGUGAGGACAGUGUAUCGAGAAAAAUUAAAGCAGAGGUACGCAAAUCCUAUUUGAAGGAUGUUAAAUUGGAGUUAACCAAUCCCUAUUGGAUUGAAAAUGGCACCUUUGUACCCGUGACUUCCACCACAUCUACCACCUCGACUACCACACAUGCCACCACCACCAGUGCUGGCACACCAACACCCAUACACGAACCACCAGUAGUGCAAAUGACCAAUAUGGGUCCCGUCCACUCUGGACCCGAUUCCCUGGAGAAAUCCAUGAAAGAUGAACCCUCCAGCAGCAAUGAAAUACCACAAGAUAAACCCGAAAAUAUAGCAGCUAAACAUCAAAAUACCGCUUUGGCUGGCAUAGGAGCCUCAACAAAUUCAGCCACCACCACCACCACGACAACUCUACAACAAUCCAUCAUGUUUGCGGCCAGUAUGACAACCCUAUUAACAGUUUUACAUUCAUUUUAUAUUUAGAAUAAAAUUAAAACGAAUUAUUAUUAUUAUAAUUAUAAUUAAAAUUAAAUGGUAUGAUAAUUUUUACUUUCUUUAAUAAUAAUAAAAAAAAACCAAACAAAAAA
Molecule: messenger RNA, 1848 nt
Organism: Calliphora vicina (urban bluebottle blowfly)
Lineage: Eukaryota; Metazoa; Arthropoda; Insecta; Diptera; Calliphoridae
Gene: uzip
Product: unzipped
Exons: 6
Coding region: 221-1744 (507 amino acids)
Source: RefSeq, a predicted model, not a curated record